GCCGAGCGCGUCCGGGAGCCGGCCGCCUCAGGGAUGGACGAAACGAGCCCCCUGGUGUCCCCGGAGCGGGCCCACCCCCCGGACUACACGUUCCCGUCGGGCCCGAGCCAGGGCGCUCACUUCCCGCAGGUGCCAGGGGCCGUGGUGCGGGUGGUGCCGCCGUCCGGCCUGGGGCCGUCGCCGCCGGGCUCCCCGGGCCGGGACCGGGAGCGGCAGCCUCUGCUGGAGCGGGGCCCGGGCGGGGCGCGGGGCGCGGCGGUCCAGGCGCAGGCCCAGGCCGUGGCGGCCCAGGCUCAGGCCCUGGCGGCCCAGGCCCACGCGGCGGCGCAGGCGGCGCAGGCCCAGCGGGAGCGGAACGAGUUCCCGGACGACCCCGAGUUCGCCGAAGUGGUGCGGCUGGCCGAGCUGGCGAGCGAGCGCGGCAUCUACCCCGAGCGCAUCUACCAGGGCUCCAGCGGCAGCUACUUCGUCAAGGACCCCCAGGGGAAAAUCAUUGGUGUCUUCAAACCCAAGAAUGAAGAGCCAUAUGGGCACCUUAACCCCAAGUGGACCAAAUGGCUACAGAAGCUGUGCUGUCCUUGUUGCUUUGGCCGUGAUUGUCUUGUCCUCAAUCAGGGCUAUCUCUCAGAGGCAGGGGCCAGUUUGGUGGACCAAAAACUGGAACUCAAUAUUGUACCCCGUACUAAGGUAGUAUACCUGGCUAGUGAGACUUUCAACUACAGUGCCAUUGAUCGAGUGAAGUCCAGGGGGAAACGACUUGCCCUAGAGAAAGUGCCAAAAGUUGGACAACGGUUUAACCGGAUCGGGCUGCCACCCAAGGUUGGUUCAUUCCAGCUCUUUGUUGAAGGCUACAAGGAUGCUGACUAUUGGCUGCGGCGAUUCGAAGCAGAUUCACUGCCUGAGAACACUAAUCGGCAGCUGCUAUUGCAGUUUGAGCGGUUGGUGGUACUAGAUUACAUCAUCCGAAACACUGAUAGAGGCAAUGACAAUUGGCUGAUCAAAUAUGAUUGUCCGAUGGAUAAUUCCAGCUACCGGGACACAGACUGGGUAGUGGUGAAGGAGCCCGUUAUCAAACUGGCUGCCAUAGACAAUGGGCUGGCUUUCCCUCUGAAGCAUCCUGACUCCUGGAGGGCGUAUCCUUUUUAUUGGGCUUGGCUGCCCCAAGCCAAAAUUCCAUUUUCCCAGGAAAUCAAAGACUUGAUCCUUCCAAAGAUAUCUGAUCCUAACUUCAUCAAGGACCUGGAAGAGGAUCUGUAUGAGCUCUUCAAGAAAGAUCCUGGUUUUGACAGGGGCCAGUUUCACAAGCAAAUUGCUGUCAUGAGGGGUCAGAUCUUGAAUCUAAGCCAGGCCCUGAAAGACAAUAAGAGCCCCCUUCAUCUAGUCCAGAUGCCACCUGUGAUUGUGGAGACAGCCCGGUCCCACCAACGGAGCGCCAGUGAAUCUUACACACAGAGCUUUCAGAGCCGGAAGCCCUUCUUCUCCUGGUGGUAGCCCUGCCGGCUAAUGAGAUGCUGUCUCAGACUUGGGGACUGGGAGGGAGCCUGGGGAGCAUCUUUGAGAUAAGCCAGCGAAACAGGUGGAAUCGUCUACUUGAGAGCCCUUCCCCUCUGGUAGAGCCAAAGAGCUUUGCAAAAUAUGGGGAGAACCACCACCAGACAUACUGGGGUAGUCUUAGGCCCUGGUGUUGCCUUUUACAUUCUGGGUAAGGUCAGAAUUCUGCAGGGGAAUGUCAGGGGCACUAGGGAGGGAGCACCUCCUUUAACUUCACCCGGCUGCAGGUUUUGAAAUGCGCCAUCCCAGAUAUCCUACUCUGUUGCAGUUCCCUAUCACUUGCAUCAGUUCUGCAUCAGAACCUCCCCCCAAAAACAUUAAACUCUCACAGCAAUAUCCUGGCAUAACAUUAUCCCUCAAAAAUGUACACAACAUGAUAUCAGUUCAGAAAUAACCUUGGGUGAAUUCAGGAGCCUAGGUUCCCUGUGUACAUGGAGGUGAGAGAUUGUGUCACAGUACAUCAAAGUGGAUAAGACUUCUGAGACCUUGAGCUGAAAAGUCAUGCCUUUCCUUUUAGUUUUUACUCUGUCUUUUCCUGCCCACCAAGCCCCACUAGAAAGUCCCUUUUGUUCCCUUUCCACCUCAACAGUGGCAUAUAGUCUGCUUCGAAAUCUACUGGCACAUUUGUGGUUUUAUUUUUACAAAGUCUAUUUUAGCUGUAGGUCCUUAGGCAGCUUUGCCUAAGCCCAUGUGGAUCCUACUGGCUCUCAGGACUGCCGUGGACCUGGCCCCUCUAGCCCAGGCCUGCUGUGCAGAGGCAGUAGUGGUCAGACUUGUUUUAAUAGGGAGGCACAUUCCCAGCAUUCAGCUCUCCACAUGGUCUGAUGUGUAUGUACACUGGGAGCUGUAGUUGACUUGUCUUUAUGACUACUUAAACUUAGUGGACCUUGCUUUGAUUGGUCUGUCCUACUUCUAUCCCCACCCCACUUUCUUUAGUGCUUGGCCCUGGCCACUCAAGUAGACUUCCUUUCCCUCAGCAAGCUUCCGUCUCAGCCUUCUAAUGUGUCCUUAGACUUUUAAAUUCUUUCCUAGUUCUUUUCUCAGAGGAGUCCAGUCCUUGAGAAAGCUUCUUAUCCUGCCAUUUACUUCACCUUGCCUACAGUUCAUGCUUGGCCUUGGCUCUUAGAGUAAGGAUUUAAGUUCUUCCUUUUACUGGCUGCUAGUGCCUGGUCCACCCCAUUGUCCUGCUGCUUCGUCCCUUCCUUGGAGAGAAGGUAUGGAAGAAACAAAAUAUGAGUUUUAUUUUAAUCCUUUGUCGUUUUUAUUGUGUGACAUGCUUUUCAGAGUGGAAUGGUAGGAAGUAAGCAUUGGUAAUAUUCUUUCCUUUCAUCUCUUUCCCUCUAUUAGACAGUUCUUCCCUUUUUAAGAAAGCAGGCCCCAAAGGAAGGAGUCCUUCACUGCCUCCCCCAGUUCACCCAUCCUCCUGUUUCCAGCAGACUGCCUUCAUGUGACCAUUCCCCCAACUGCUGUCCUUGCCCAGGCCUAGGAUUCCUUUCAUGCAAAGGCUCUUUGAUGGUACAGUGGAAUAGAGCAUAUCCUGUGUAGUGGUUGAAUUCUAUUUUGAGGAUGGCACACCAUACUACUAUGGCUAUGUGGAUUUCAGCACUCUCCCUGUCACGAACAGCGGAAUUAGCCUUGCAAAGAAAUUAUCUUGAUGGUUUGACCAGUAACCAAAGAAGGGAGUGCCCUCAGCCUGUCCAGUUUCUUCCUUAGAGGCUAGAAAGCAGUGGUGGAGAUCAUCUCUCUUUUCCUUGGCCUUUGUGUUCUGCCAUAGGAUUCUUGUUUUCUGUUAGGAAGAGUCUGUAAGUCCAUCUGCAUGGCCCCAAGGACAGGGACAACCCAGCUCUCUAGCACUGACAAUCCCAAUCAGCAAUCCUGUCCUGAUUCUCAGGCUGGGUGACACGCAUUUGAAAACAAGUGACCUACCCUCCAAAGGCAGGCGAUUCCCACAGAGACUGCCCAAUUCUGUGCAAACUAGAACCAAGCUCCAAACUCUCCACAGGUACAAAGACCUGUUGGAGGAAAGUGAAUUUUGCUUAUGGUGUGUAUAUGUUUAUAGAUGCACAUCAUAUGUCAAGUUCUCUCCACCCACCCCACCUACUCCCCCAGAAAGAUGGGGAGAGCCCUUGAAGUUUUAAGAUAGGGAUGGUUAAAUCCCUAAAUUGUUUCUCCAGUUUAAGAUGAGCAGAGGAUCAGAAGGAAAUUGAGACAGAGGAGGGAGUCAGUUCCUGUCCCCUAGCAGUGAUAUGAAUGCAGGGUCUCUUCCCAGCCCCUAGUGAUUAGAAGUCUUGGAGGCUGGAUUCAGGCUGCCCUGAAUAGACUGAAAGGAACCAGAGAUCCAGUAGGAGUCUUCUGAAUAAAAUGGAGCAAACUGACUCUUUUUGCUGGCAAGGGGCUUUCCUCCAGUAGUGAGGAGAGAAGUGGAGUCCUGGUUACUGUGAUUGCUGCUGCCCCCAUGUAUUGUUCUAAUGCACUGUAGAAACUGUAUGUAAUGUAUUUAUAACAAUGCAAAUGUACAAAUAACGAAUUCGG
Molecule: messenger RNA, 4083 nt
Organism: Trichosurus vulpecula (common brushtail)
Lineage: Eukaryota; Metazoa; Chordata; Mammalia; Diprotodontia; Phalangeridae
Gene: PI4K2A
Product: phosphatidylinositol 4-kinase type 2 alpha
Exons: 9
Coding region: 34-1491 (485 amino acids)
Biological process (GO): phosphatidylinositol phosphate biosynthetic process; Golgi organization; endosome organization
Cellular component (GO): plasma membrane; endosome; trans-Golgi network
Molecular function (GO): 1-phosphatidylinositol 4-kinase activity
Source: RefSeq, a predicted model, not a curated record